AUGGGCACUUCAUUGGCGCGCCCGAACGUGCAAACUUCCCUUGAGUCCCUGGAGCUCUCGCCGGAGCUCCGAGGCCACUCCCCCCACGAGCUGCUGGCCGUCGCGAGGGCACUGAAGCCAGAGCCGGGGAACCGCACAAGGUUUUGGCAGCUGUGUCUUGGUGUUGAGCCGUUGAAGGAGGAGGAGCCCUGCGAUGUGCUUGCCUGGCUGCUCCAACUUCCCAGCCCGGAUGCGGACAACUCGGACGAGUGCAUCCGUCUGGAUGUUCCGCGAACCCCCGUCCCAGAGCACAUGCAGAGCUCGGACGACUUCCAGCACAAUUUGCAUGCGGUGCUCCUGGCCUACGCUCGCCGGAAUCCUGCGAUAGGCUACAAGUCCGGCAUGAGCUUCAUUGCGGGCGCACUGCUUGGCGAGAUGGACAGGGAAGAUGCCUUCUGGUGCUUUUGCGCUAUUAUCGAGAGGAUGUUACCUCCGGGCAUAUUCGAGGACGGCAGCCGCGCUCGAUUUGAAGAGGCCACUGUCUUUCCCGAGCUGCUUCGCAAGACCCGUCCGAAGCUACAUGCACACCUCGAGCGCGAGAUGGCGUAUUGGCAUGGCUUUCUGCACUCCUGGAUCUACACCCUCUUCACAUACCUCAAAGUGCCCUACGUGGUGCAGUUGCGUUUGUGGGAUGGUUUGUUCCUGCGUGGUUUCGACGGCCUGCAUCAGGUGGGCCUGGCCAUCUUCCAGCAGCUUGAGCCCAUCCUUCUCGCCUGCCGAGGUCUCGAGGAGGCAUCACACGUGGGCCGCGAUCACUUGCCCAUAGAUUGGACCAAAGUCGAUUUCCUCGACUUGCGCACGGGUGUGGACAACAAGUUUAUCGAGGAGUGCCGGCGAUCAGGAUUGCUCGAACAGCAACAGCGAGCUCCCAUACGUCGCUACGUCCUGGAGUGGAGCAUCCACUCCCAUCAUCGGUUCCGACCGAAGCGCAAGCGGUCCGUGCUGGCGGUGCUCAUGCUUCAGCGAAGGUGUGGCUCUUUGUUUAACAGGCUCUCCAAAGCGCUGUGGCUGAACAAGAUCCUGCCGCUGACGUAG
Molecule: messenger RNA, 1074 nt
Organism: Symbiodinium natans
Lineage: Eukaryota; Dinophyceae; Suessiales; Symbiodiniaceae
Source: the annotation of a GenBank genome assembly